AUGACCAUUGUGGAGUGCAUCGGCUACUCACUGAUAGCGUUCGGGCCAUCGCUGGCUAUCUUCUGGGUAGUCGUUGCUGGCCAGCCGAGCCGGCUCGUUGUGUUCCUCGUCUCCGCGUUCUUCUGGCUCCUGUCGCUGCUACUGUCAUCUGUCGCCUGGUACAUCAUGCGAGAACUUUUCGAUGCGAUGUUCGUUGUUGGCUUGAUCACGUUUGUGUGUCUCCAGGAAUUGUUCAGGUAUCUGGCGUUUCGAACACUGCGUCAGGCCGAGAAUGCGCUGGAAGUGGUUAAUCUCGUCGGCAGUGAGCUCGACGUGGUUCUUUUCCGCUACCACUCUACGUACGCCUGCGUCUCCGGCCUUGGCUUUGGAGCUACCAGUGCAGCUACAGCGAUGCUCAACGUCCUCGCUGACGUGGCCGAUGGACCAGCUCAAUCGCUAACCAGCGUCUGCGUCUACAUGAACGCUGCUGGUGCGCUCCCGUCAUUUUCCACAGCAUUAUACGAGACGCACGCCUAA
Rhipicephalus microplus (southern cattle tick) is the source of this 516-nucleotide messenger RNA. RefSeq names its product gamma-secretase subunit Aph-1. Lineage: Eukaryota; Metazoa; Arthropoda; Arachnida; Ixodida; Ixodidae. Gene Ontology annotation, biological process: protein processing; positive regulation of catalytic activity. The record is from RefSeq and is a predicted model, not a curated record. Gene Ontology annotation, cellular component: membrane.